AAAUUCCCCAAAGAGCUGCUCUGGUGGCUUAUAUAGUUGUCGAUUUGGUGCCACGAUGAGAGGUAUAAUUCUGGGUCUGUUACUGCUGCAAGUCCUGGCGGCUUGCGCCCUGAAUUGUCAACCCUGUAAAUUGCUAGAGGCGCGUAGGACCCAUGCAAAUGAAACACAAACUCAGCCCAGGGGAUAAGAAAUUAAAGGAACUUUUAUGUGUGUGUGCAAAAUAAUUGGCAUAGACUACGCAAUUAACACAACUUAAAAAAUAAUUGCUUGUCUCUAAUAACCCUUGUUAUUGCUUUCAUAUGGGACCUUGCUACAGGAAAACACCAAUCGAUUUCUGACCAAAUUCUAGUGAAAAGCAUCCCAAAUACAAACAGAAAAGAAAGUAAUGCAUUUGGAAAUUUUUUCAACGAUUGAUCGCUGAACUGAAAAAUUAAUUAAACAAUUGAAAUGUACACUGAAAAUGAAUAGGAAUGCUGUAAACAUACAUAUGUACAUUCAUAUAUCU
Drosophila obscura is the source of this 505-nucleotide messenger RNA. RefSeq lists its product as uncharacterized. Bases 56 to 187 code for a protein of 43 amino acids. NCBI's taxonomy places the organism in Eukaryota, Metazoa, Arthropoda, Insecta, Diptera, Drosophilidae. The record is from RefSeq and is a predicted model, not a curated record. The transcript has a single exon.